AUACCGAAAGAGACCGAUGCUGGAAUCGCAGUGUCGCCUAUCAUCAUCAUCUCCAACUUCUCUCGUUUUUGUCCACUCGAUUCAAUUCGAUUAGGUUUAAAAGAAAACCCUAGUCGCGCAGAAGAUAUUUCGCCGCCUUUUUGGGUGGUCGUUGUCUGAAGCAGAUCUCGGAGCUUCCGAGUAUAUCAAAGCUUUGAACUUUCGUCGGUUUCAGUUCGUAGAGCUUUGAACUUUGGUCUGUUUCUGUUCGGAAUCUUUCUGGGUUCCGCAAAGGCAGGGGAAUAAGUUUUCUGUUUUGCAGAAAAACCAGAAGAAGAAGAAGACGAUGGAGGAGAACAAUCUUAUAGAGAUCUUGGAAGAAGGCCAGAAAGUUAGCAUGGCCAAGUACAUGGAAUACGUGAGUGCCCCUCUUGCUGGUGCAAUAGCAACGUUUUCAGGAACCACAAAGGACACAUUCGACGGGAAAGCAGUGUUAGAGCUAAGGUACGAGGCCUACGUUCCAAUGGCUACACGCUGUAUCGGCUCCAUCUGUCUGGCCGCUCGUUCAACCUGGAUGCUCCACAAGAUUGCCGUGGCUCACCGCCUUGGCCCUGUUCCCGUGGGAGAAACCAGCGUCUUCAUCGCGGUUUCCGCCGUUCAUCGUGCAGAUGCCCUCGAGGCUUGCAAGUUCUUGAUCGACGAGUUGAAAGCAUCCGUUCCGAUAUGGAAAAAGGAGGUUUACACGAACGGAGAGGUUUGGAAGGAGAAUACAGAGUUUCUGGAUAGAAGAUUGCAGCUUUCCGAGAAAGGAGGCGGUGGCUUGGGGAAGAAACCUGUGGUUGAAGGACAUGGAAGAAGCUGCUGUGGUAAUAAGGUUAGAGUAGAAGAUGAAGAACUCAAAGCUACUGCUGAAGAUAAGAAAUCUUCUUCUUGAUUGCUGUCUUUUCUUCUUCUUUUUUUGCUUGCAAGUUACUGUUUGGACAAUGAUACUCCUAAUUAUUUUGGUUGGUUCAAUAAAAAGGCUGCAAAGGUUUCUC
This is a messenger RNA of Tarenaya hassleriana, 1016 nucleotides long. Its product is annotated as molybdopterin synthase catalytic subunit. Gene Ontology annotation, molecular function: molybdopterin synthase activity. The transcript has 2 exons. Lineage: Eukaryota; Viridiplantae; Streptophyta; Magnoliopsida; Brassicales; Cleomaceae. Gene Ontology annotation, biological process: Mo-molybdopterin cofactor biosynthetic process. Bases 326 to 913 code for a protein of 195 amino acids. Gene Ontology annotation, cellular component: cytosol. The record is from RefSeq and is a predicted model, not a curated record.